Messenger RNA from Pelagomonas calceolata, 1386 nucleotides. The record is from the annotation of a GenBank genome assembly. NCBI's taxonomy places the organism in Eukaryota, Pelagophyceae, Pelagomonadales, Pelagomonadaceae.
CACUUGCUUGAUACUCGAGCCGUGACCUCAGUCCAAAUGGCUGUACGAAGGAUAGCGAUGCGCGCGCUGGCGUGCGUCGCAUGCGCCAGCGCGCUGGCGACCGGCCCGGCCCGCGGCGCCAGGGCAAGGCCGCGAACGGCUGUGGUUACUGAAGCUGCAGCCACAGAUGAGCCGCUGCUGCUGCGCGCCGCGCGCGGCGAGAAAGUAGAACGGACGCCCGUGUGGAUGAUGAGGCAAGCGGGCCGCCACAUGAAAGUGUACCGGGACCUCGUGGCCAAGUAUCCCACCUUUAGGGAGCGGUCCGAGAUCCCCGAGGCGGCGCUGGAGAUCUCCCUGCAGCCCUUCCGCGCGUACGGCGUCGACGGCUGUGUGGAAAUCAAACAGUGAGUCGGGUGCACCGGCAUCGCCACGCCAUCGAGCAGGCGUCGCGCCGAUGGCUUGGAGGUCGCGAACGCGCCGUAAAAUUUGAUUUCCACACAGGUCGACGGCGUCAUCCUCUUCUCCGACAUCCUCACGCCCCUACCGGCCAUGGGCGUCGAGUUCCAGAUCUCGGAAGGCGGCGCCAUCUCCAUCCCGCCGAUCCGCACGGAGGCGGACCUGGCGAAAUUCAAGGGUAAAGGGGAGUUCGACGCAACCACCGCGUGCCCGUUCGUCGGCGAGGUCCUCGGCAAGCUGCGAGAAGAGGUCGGCAACAAGGCGACGGUCCUUGGGUUUGUGGGCCUGCCCUUCACGCUGGCCUCGUACCUCGUCGAGGGCAAGACGGGGACCACUUCGGGAUUUGCGGAGGUCAAAAAGAUGCGCGAGGAAAACCCGGAGCUGCUCCACGGCAUCCUGUCGAAGCUCGCGGACAACAUCGGCGACUACGCCUGCUACCAGGUCGACCAGGGCGCCCAGGUCAUCCAGGUGUUUGAUUCGUGGGCCGGGCACCUGCCCAAGGACCAGUACGAGACGUUCGCGAUGCCGUACCAGAAGCGGGUGGUGGAGGCCAUCAAAGCCAAACACCCGACGACGCCCGUGAUUAUCUACAUGGCCCCUGAUAUCCAUUCCAAGGACGGCCAGUUCCUGGAUCUGUUGGCUACUACGGGUGUCAAUUGCGUGUCGCUCGACUACACGGUUGAUUUCGCGGACGUCAGAGCGAAGAUGCCGGAUCAUUUGGCCUUGCAGGGGAACUUGGACCCGAAACUAUUGAGGGACGGGCCCCUGGAGAAGAUCAAGGAGGAGACGGAAAAAAUCUUGCAAGCGGGCGCGCACAACGGCCACGUCAUGAACCUCGGCCACGGCAUCGAGGCCGACACGCCUGAACCGCACGCGAAGUUCUUCGUCGACACGGUCCAGGGCUUCCGGGCGAAGUAGGUGGUUGGGUAAUUUAUACGUUCACAAACAUUC